This is a messenger RNA of Eublepharis macularius, 6756 nucleotides long. RefSeq names its product ASXL transcriptional regulator 3 (gene ASXL3). Lineage: Eukaryota; Metazoa; Chordata; Lepidosauria; Squamata; Eublepharidae. Gene Ontology annotation, molecular function: DNA binding; chromatin binding; peroxisome proliferator activated receptor binding. The transcript is spliced from 12 exons. The record is from RefSeq and is a predicted model, not a curated record. Gene Ontology annotation, biological process: positive regulation of transcription by RNA polymerase II; animal organ morphogenesis. The coding region runs from base 1 to 6687 and encodes 2228 amino acids. Gene Ontology annotation, cellular component: PR-DUB complex.
AUGUACACUGCCACUGUUGCCUGUGUUCAGUUGGUUAAAUUCCCAGAGCUGGCACUGGAAAAACACCCCAACUCACCAAUGACUGCAAAACAAAUAUUGGAAGUGAUUCAGAAAGAAGGGUUGAAAGAAACAAGUGGAACUUCUCCAUUAGCUUGUCUGAAUGCAAUGCUUCACACUAACACUCGUGUAGGUGACGGGACGUUCUUCAAAAUCCCUGGCAAGGCAGGACUCUAUGCACUCAAAAAAGAAGACUCUACAUGCCCAGCAGAUGGAACAUUGGAUUUAGGUUGUGAAUCUGAGUUGGAUGGCACUGAAAUGGCUGAAACAAACAAUAGCACUGGAGAAGAAAAUGGAGUUUGCACAAAGCAAGCACCUGAAGAAGUGUCUUCCAUUCGGGACUCAAGCCUUACGAAUGCACCAAUGCAAAGCAAGUUAGUGUCUUCCUUCCAGCAGCACACCAAAAAGGCACUUAAACAGGCUUUGAGACAGCAGCAGAAAAGAAGAAAUGGAGUCUCAAUGAUGGUAAACAAGUCUGUUCCUCGUGUUGUUUUGACACCAUUAAAGGUGUCUGAUGAGCAGUCGGAUUCACCUUCAGGGUCUGAAUCUAAAAAUGGUGAAGCAGAGAGUUCUGAUAAAGAAAUGAAACAUGGGCAAAAAUCUCCAACUGGAAAACAAAUGAGCCAGCACUUAAAGAGAUUAAAAAAAUCUGGUUUAGGACAUUUGAAAUGGACCAAAGCCGAGGAUAUUGACAUAGAAACACCAGGAUCUAUUCUUGUGAACACUAACCUGAGGGCUUUAAUAAACAAACACACCUUUCUUUCCUUACCUCAGCAUUUCCAGCAGUACCUCCUGCUUCUGCUUCCAGAAGUGGAUAGACAGAUGGGAAGUGAUGGAGUUUUGCGCCUCAGUAGUUCCGCUCUAAAUAAUGAAUUCUUUGCAUAUGCAGCACAAGGGUGGAAACAACGAUUGGCAGAAGGAGAAUUUACUCCUGAAAUGCAGUUGCGCAUCAGACAAGAAAUUGAAAAGGAAAAGAAAACAGAACCCUGGAAAGAGAAAUUCUUUGAAAGAUUUUAUGGAGAGAAGCUUGGGAUGUCAAUAGAAGAAUCUAUGAAGCUUACAUCUGUACAGAACAAUAAUGAAGAUGAAGAUAAUUCACUCUGUGGAUCUUCAGAUCUGCCUGGUCCUUCAAAAGAGUUAGCUUUUGAUGAUCAUGAAGAGAAAAACAAUCCACUACCACCACUGACAGAGAGAGAUUUCUGUCACUCUCUUUGCAACAUGGAACAUGUUCCAGCUAAAGAUGUACUAACAGAAGCAGAAGAUAUUUUAAUACCUGAAGAGUCUGUUAUUCAAGAGGAAAUUGCUGAAGAGGUUGAGACAAGUAUAUGUGAGUGUCAAGAGGAGAAUCAUAAAGCAGGAAAUGUGAAUACCGAACAGCCUGUCAGCCCAGUAGGUUCAAAUGAAGAAACAGAAACUUUAUCAUUAACAGGGAACUCUGAAUCCUGUGCUAUGAUGAAUGAUGUAGUAGGUGCAUUGGCUCAUGAUGAAGUUAAGGUAGAGGAGAAGUUAGAAUAUUCCCAGGAAGAAAUGGCAGUCAUGACUGAUCAGUUGGAAAACAGUUUAUCACCUUCGCAAUCUGCUUCAUCUACAAAUUCUCUUAGUAAUAUGGAAGAAAAGGACAUGGAAUCUGCAAAAGAGCUUCAUGGAAAAUAUUCUCCUGUCCCCAAUGGUUCCUUGUUCACUGGUGGAAGUGUUGCUGUUCAUAUGGAGCUGCAGAGUGACCCUGAAGAACAGUUAUCUGAGAAUGCUUGUAUAUCUGAAACUUCAUUUUCCUCUGAAAGCCCAGAAGAACCACAUGUGAGCAUUGCAUCUCCUGGAGGCGAUACACAGUCUACUUCAGAGGAACCUUGCACGCCAGUAUCUCUGGAAACCGUUUGUUCAUCUGAUGUGUCUUGCACGGAAAACACUGAAAAUGAUAGUCAGCAAAAACCUAUGGAUGAUAACCUGCAUACAUCUUCAAUAUCCGAAGUGUCUCCAAUGCCAACCUCACCUGUAACAUCAGAAGCAUCUCUGACAUCAAAUUUGCCUUUGACUUCAGAAGCAUCACCAGUUUCUAAUUUACCUUUACCAUCAGAAACAUCUCCAAUGUCUGAUUUGCCCUUAACAUCUGAAACCUCUUCAAUAUCUUCAGUUAUUUCAGCUUCUGAAACAUCUCAUUCAAGCAGUUUACCACUACCUUCUGAAACAUCUCCACUUUCCAGUUCCCCAGUGAGUGAAAGAUUUAUUCUGCAGCAAAGAAAAUCACCAUGUGUAUCUGAAGAAUCUUUAUCUCCCCUGAAAGAAGAAGCCUCUGCCAUUCCUAAUGUUUCUCAAGAGGAGAAUGUUGCUUCCCAACAAAAACAGCUCCAUGGUAUACCUGAAGCUAUGAAAACUGCCAUACCUGAAGCUUCAACAGUAGAAGAAUCCCAGUCUUGUAGAAACUUUACUGAUCAAUCGUGUAGAUCGCAUACUGAAAUAGAAAAAACUUUUAUUUCUUCUGUUUCAGAACAUUCUUCUCCAGAGGUGAUAAAAAUUAGAAACCAUGGUGCUCAACAGAGAAUUGAAAAGAAAGGUACGAUCUCUCAACUGGAGGUGUCUGUUCUAACAGAAGUGGCAGGGUGCAAAAAUACUGAAUCUCUUCCAUCUAAACCACAUGAUAAACUAUAUACCUCAUCAGAAAAAUUGAUGUUUUCGGAAGUGGGCAGAAGUAAGUCACAUAAAUUUCAAGGGGCAGCACACGGUCGUUUUGAAGGUUCCUAUUCCUCAAAGUCCUUAGAACCCACAAAGUCACCUGAAGUAAAAGGUGAAAGUAGAGACUUGGAGAUCCCAAAGAGGAAGACUGCUGAACACCAUAGUUUUGGAAUCUGCAAAGAGAAGCGAGCUAGAAUUGAAGAUGAGCAGCCUCAUCGUAAUGCAUCAACAAAUUCAUCUGAGAAAGAGCAGCCACCUAGAGAAGAGCCCAGAGUUCCACCUCUUAAGAUUCAGCUUUCAAAAAUUGGUCCACCUUUUAUUAUCAAGAGCCAGCCUGUUUCCAAGCCAGAACCUAGGGGUUCUCCAAGUGCAUCAGUCAGUAGCGGGAGGAACACAGGGGCUAGAACACUUGCUGAUAUCAAAGCGAGAGCCCAGCAAGCUAGAGCCCAGAGGGAGGCAGCAGCUGCUGCAGCAGUUGCAGCUGCUGCAAGCAUUGUCUCUGGAGGUUUAGGGAGCCCCUGUGAAGGUGGAAAGACCAGGACAUUGGCUCACAUCAAGGAACAGACAAAGGCCAAAUUAUUUGCAAAGCACCAAGCAAGAGCGCACUUACUCCAGAAUAACAAAGAAACAAAGUCUCAACUUGCUUCAAAAGAGGGUCCAUCAGUCUUAGAGAUCUCUGCCUCUUCUGAAACAAAGACUGAAGGUUCUACUGGUGUAAUUAUAGUUAAUCCUAACUGCAGGUCUCCUAGCAACAAAUCUGCUCACCAUCGUGAAACUACCACGCUAUUGCAGCAGUCACUUAAUGCCAGUACUGUACCAGAAACUGCUACUGACAUCUCUGCGCAGAGUUCUGAUGAAAAUAUAGCUAUGUCUCAUUUGUGUGAGAAAAUUCUUUCAUCUACCUCUACUGAAAGUAACAGUGUGUCAGUGCUAUACAAUAAAACCUCAUUCCCCAUGUCUGUGUGCAGCACUGCUAUGUCAGGAGCAAUUAAGGAACUUCCUUUUGCAGGUUCUAUUGAAAAGUCCUCAGUUUUAAUGUCCAUUGAAAGCACAGAAACAAAGGCUUGCAAUAUAAACAUGCUAAAAUCCAUCCAAGGAGCUGACACGCCGUGCAUUGCCAUCAUGCCAAAAUGUGUUGAGAACCCCACUGUGCCAGCUGCAAUAGAGAGUACCAUUCUGUCCAAUUCCAUGGAUGAAAAAAGGUUGCCAAUACCAAGCAGCAAUGCAAACAUUGUCAUUUCCAGUCAGUAUGCCACUGUGCCAACUUCAUCUAUUGCAAACAAUUUGCCAAAUCAUGUGGGUAGCAGCUCUGUUCUUAUUCCUCCAGUGGGAUCUACAAAUAGAUAUUCUUCUGAUAAGAUAGCUGUAACUGGGUACAGUGACCCAAGCUCUUUGUCAAGUAGCACCUCUGUUAGGGAAACUUUACACUGUAGUGAGGCACUUCCAGCAGCAGAUUCUAGUGGCAGGACUUCCAUUUCAGUAUUUGCUGGUAAUAUGAUGACAGUAAGUUCUUAUGAGAACCCUGCAAAGAUGAGCAUUGAGGCCAUGGACAGAAAUUCUGGAAUAAGAAGUCGAAUAGAUAUGCCUUGUAAAUCCUCAGUAGGUUAUGCACAAGCACCCAUGAAUAGAUCUAUUCCUUGUAAAGUCAUUGUUGACCACACGACAACAACAAUGAACUCAAAUUUGUCACUGAGUACAUCAGUUGAAAACUCAGAAAUCAACACAGAUAUGCAGAGCCGGUCUGUUAGGACAGAAACUGCCUUACAAAAUAUAACAUGUCCUCAAGUAUCUGUAAUAAGCAGGCCAGAGCUCCUUACUAAUGAAAAUCUGGAACACAGCUCUGGCUUUAACACUCUUACAGCAAAACAAGAUGGCAAACAUUUGCAAGCAACGUGUACCAGUCUUCGAGAAGUGCCUCUAGCUCCUCAAGAUAAACGCCUUGAGGCUGUUCCUCCCUGCCAAGGUUUUUCUGAACAAUUACGAGGUCCUUUGGCUUUCAAAAGUGAAGCAGAUACUGUCUGUGCCAACCCGUAUAAUACUAGCAGAAUCUGCUGGAACGAUGAGGAGGCAAUGAAUACCGACCAGUCUUUGAUUACCCAUCUUAACCCAAAUAAGCAUAAGGAAUACACUGAGCAAAACUGCUUAAAAAAUGUUAAAACAGAGCCUUCAAGUUUUGUGCAUCUGAAUGAGAUGCAUUCAAGAAACAUUGUGACAAGCAUGGCCUUGCCUAUUAAAUCAGAAGCUAAUGAAUCUGACAAAUGCUUUAGGAUGGACACCGAAGAUUUCGCAAGACCUGAAAUGCCACUUCAGACAGCAGAAAUAACCGCAAGUGCACAACCAGCCCAAAGCGCCAAGAUAUCUGUUGCAAAUUCCAUGGAGAACUCUUUGUCAUUAACAACUGAAACACUAAAAAGAGUUACAAGUGCUGGCAGUUCUAGCUGUCGUUUGUCAUCAGUAGAAGCCAACAAUCCUCUAGUGACACAGUUACUCCAAGGCAACCUGCCACUGGAGAAAGUGUUGCCACAGCCCAGGUUAGGAGCCAAGCUAGAAAUUAACAGGCUUCCCUUGCCUUUGCAAACUACCUCAGUAUGUAAAUCAGUAACAUCUGAGAGAAAUAUGGUUGAAAAUCCAUCUGGUUCUCCAAACACUGAUGGCAGAGGUUUUACAGCUGCAAAUAUGGUCCCACUGCAAAUCAGAAAGCGUGAAAACCAUCCCAAAAAGAGGAUGGCCAGGACAGUGGGGGAAGUUAAAUCUGAGCCUGGGAAGCCAUCAAUGGAGACAGAUGUUAAAGUGGGUCCAUGUGUCAUCAGUUCCAGCAUGAACCAACUUGGGCAUGGUCAGCUGUUUAAACAAGAGUGGUCAAACAAGCAUGCUAUUCAAAGCAGAAUUGCACACAGCCCAGAGAUAAAGCAGCAGAAGAGGCCAUUGCCCUCAUGCAGUUUCCAACAGAACUUAUUCAAUGUGGACAAAAAUGGCAGCUUUCCUGCAGAAGCCAGUACCUCACACAGGCAGCACUUCUACCAACUGCCCAUGGCUGCAAGAGGCCCUGUUCCUACAGCAGCUUUAAUGCAGACAGCUCUAAAAGCACCGCCUGGCUGCAGUGCCUUUGCUUUUAGCAGGCACCUAGACCAGAAGGGGUUGGGAGAGGGCAAUGCUUCAACAGCUCACCAGCUGAGGCUGGGGAGUGUUUUUUCCCCUAACAUUCAAAUUAAGGAAAGCGAUGACAUUUCUAGUGCCUCACAGACUCUGCCGAAUAAAUCAUUAGUGCAUCCCCCUCCACCCCUACCACCCCCUCCUCCCCCUCCUCCACCCCCACCCCCUCCACCCCCUCCCCCUCCUCUUCCCAAUGCAGAAGCUCCAUCUGAUCACAAACAACUGACAGUUACUAUGGAAACCACUAAAAGACUUAGUUGGCCUCAGCCGGCAAGCGUCUCUAGCAAUAUAAAAACUGAACCCAUUUCUUUUGAGGAAGGUUUAAGCAGCAGCUGUGAGCUGGGCAUUAAACAAGCUUCUUAUGAUCAGAACGAAGUAAAAGAACAGUUGAAAGCCUUUGCAUUGAAAAAUGCCGACUUCCCUUCUUAUUUACUUUCUGAGCCCCAGAAGCCUUUCCCCCAAUUAACUGUUCAGAAAAUACAGACUCAGCAGCAGCAGCAGCAACAGCUCUGUGGAAAUUAUCCCACUAUACACUUUGGUAGCACAAGCUUCAAAAGAGCAGCAUCUGCAAUUGAAAAAUCAAUUGGAAUUUUAGGAAGUGGUUCAAAUACAACCUCCAGCCUAUCUGUUCAGAACACUCAGAUUCCAGUUCAGAAAUUUGCUGACAGCAGCAGUGCAGAUGAGCUAGAACUGAAAUGCUCUUGUAGGCUGAAAGCCAUGAUAGUGUGUAAAGGCUGUGGAGCCUUCUGCCAUGAUGACUGCAUAGGCCCUUCAAAAUUGUGUGUAGCAUGUUUAGUUGUUCGGUAGAAUCUGAGGCAGAGAUGCAGUAUCCCUUGUUAACAUGGGAAACUAAAGGAAAAGAAUGGAGGAACAACU